Molecule: messenger RNA, 6289 nt
Organism: Manduca sexta (tobacco hornworm)
Lineage: Eukaryota; Metazoa; Arthropoda; Insecta; Lepidoptera; Sphingidae
Gene: Art1
Product: protein arginine N-methyltransferase 1
Exons: 8
Coding region: 327-1430 (367 amino acids)
Biological process (GO): peptidyl-arginine methylation
Cellular component (GO): nucleus
Molecular function (GO): protein-arginine N-methyltransferase activity
Source: RefSeq, a predicted model, not a curated record
AGGCGCGAAUUUGUAGCAUUUUGUUUAUGUCAUUUACGUUUUUGGCAACAUUCUUUUUGUCUUUCAGUUUUGGUGGAAAAAGCUCGUAGUUCGUAUUGAACGAUUUCGAGCGUUUUUCCAUAAAACCACUGUUUUAUUUUGUGAUAAUACAUCUUAAAUCUCUAUAUUUAGUUGUAAGAACCUUGCCGCAAACAAAUCUGUUCGUUAUCUCCGACUGGGAAUACUUUUUGCGUUUCGUGCUUGUGUUGCUGACAAAUCGAUUCGGCGUUGCGAAGUUUCAGGUUAUAUUAAUAAAUUACGAGUUUUCAUUAACAUUUGUUUCUAAAAUGGAAAACAUGGACGUAGCUCAAGAAGGCACAUCGGCGGCGUCGACGCCCAUACUCGAGAAUGGUGGCUUGGAUGGGAUCGGCGGUGAGACCGGGCCCGACAAGAAUGUCACCGCCGAGGAGAUGACUUCUAGGGAUUACUACUUCGACUCGUACGCGCACUUCGGUAUCCACGAGGAGAUGCUCAAAGACGAAGUUCGGACGCUCACAUACAGAAAUGCCAUGUAUCACAACAAGCAUUUGUUCAAAGGAAAGGUGGUCCUUGACAUUGGGUGUGGUACUGGCAUCCUGUCCAUGUUCGCAGCUAAAGCUGGUGCAGCAAAGGUGAUAGCAGUGGAGUGCUCCAACAUUGUAGACUAUGCACGGAAAAUUGUUGAAGCCAACAGGCUGAGUGAUGUUAUUGAUAUUGUCAAAGGAAAGGUUGAAGAAGUGGAAUUGCCAGUGGAAAAAGUGGACAUAAUUAUAUCAGAGUGGAUGGGCUACUGCCUGUUCUAUGAGAGCAUGUUGGACACAGUGCUGUACGCCUUAAGAGACAAGUGGCUCAAGCCUGAUGGCAUGAUGUUCCCAGACAGAUGCACAUUAUUCAUCUGUGGUAUUGAGGACCGUCAGUACAAAGACGAGAAGAUCAACUGGUGGGAUGAUGUGUAUGGCUUCAACAUGUCUUCCAUCAGGAAGGUGGCGAUAUCAGAACCGCUGGUUGAUGUGGUUGAUGCUAAACAGGUGGUGACCAAUUCGUGUUUACUCAAAGAGAUAGAUUUAUACACAGUCAAGAAAGAGGAUCUCAACUUUGAGUCCAAGUUUCAUAUACAGGUGCGGCGUAACGACUUCAUCCAAGCACUGGUGACGUUCUUCAACGUGGAGUUCACGAAGUCUCACAAGCGGCUCGGCUUCAGCACCGCGCCCGAGGCGCCCUACACACACUGGAAGCAGACCGUCUUCUACUUCGACGACUACAUGACGGUGAAAAAGUUCGAAGAGAUCACUGGAACGUUCUCGAUGCGUCAGAACGCGCGCAACAAUCGCGAUCUGGACUUUGAAAUAGAGAUCGACUUCAAAGGCGAGCUGUGUCAGGUGCACGAGAAGAAUCACUACCGGAUGCGUUAGUGAUGUCACGCGUUCCCCCUUCCGCCCCGUCGUCCUUCCCACGGCCCCCACCAGCGCGGACCACGUGAUCUGACGGGCCGGCGAGAGUUCCUUACGCGCGAAAUGUUGUUUUUUAAAUGAGGUAAAAUAAUUUCGAGUGCGAUGAGUUUUGCGGAUUUCUGCGCGAUAAUGAACCUUAUGUAUUAUUGUGAUAGAUUUAAAAUGCUUAGAGUAGUUUCAGAAUGUGGAAAAUGUAAGUGAAAGUGUCGAUAUGUGUAGUAUGGCGACAUUAGUGAGACGAGUUGUUGUAUCUGCAUGAAGGUAAAUGGUUGGUGAAAUAAAAUCAUGUUAUAUAGGGGCCACACUAAGGUUAUUUUCAUCGCCUUAUAUCGCACGGAAUAAGGCGUAUAAUUCUGCGAUAAAUUAAAAUGUCUACUGCCUAUGUCAAAUUAUUGUGAGUUCUUGAUUCAAGAUAUUCUGAUAUUUUAUCUGCUUACUGGAUGUUGUGAAAUGACUGGUAAACGGUGGAAGCGUCAAUAUAAAAGAAGUGGCUAUACAUAAGGUGCACUUACACACUGUUUCCAGGCAUGCUAUAACUAACGUCAUGAAACGUUUACCCGAAGUGAACGUCAUUAUACGUUUUUUGAAAAUUUACUUCAUUAGACGUUAGUGUGGUUAUGAUGCGGGGCAUUAAAGAAGCAAAAUAUAGUAAUUAUCUUAGAUGUAUAAAAUCAGUGCUGCGAUAUUUUGCCGCACUAGUUGUCUUUUAUAACCAUGGUUUAUUAGCAUUUAACCAUUGAAUGCUUUUAUUGUGUAAUAAGAAUGACUAUAAAAUCCACAAUGUUUAGAAUGUUAAUAAAAAAAAAAAUAUAUUGUAUUCUAGUCUUGAUAAUUCAGUUAGAAACCAACAACUCGUCUCAUUGAUUUAUCUAUAGGAGUAUUUGAUACAUUGUAAGAAUAAAGAGGAAUUAGUAAAUAGAUAAAGCGUCAGAAAUUUCCAAAAUUGUAUAGCAUACAUCGCACUGAAACCUAAGAUAUUGAUUUAUAAGUAUUUAACGUCAUAGUAUUUUUGGUACUUGUUUUUACAAAUAUCUAAUGAUAUGAUAGAUGAUGCAAUGCUGUAAUUUGUGUGUAAGGAACUCUACGGCCCACCUAACUUGUGAAUAACCCAGUGGUAUAUAACUUGUGUAUCUGCAAUGGCAGUUGUGAAAGCCACUGUUACUGUUAGCGUUUUAUAUGAAGCGAUGGUCAUGUUAACUUUGUUUUCAAUGUUCCUCAAUUUUCAUAUAUGGCUGGAGUAUAUCGUUUUAAAUCUGUGUUCAAAUGUAAUGAACAGUGGUCUGAGAUGUAAUAAAAACACAGAAGUUAGUUUGUUUUUUUUUUAAUAAAUAUCUUUUUACCGGCUUAAGAAAAGCUCAUGAUAAGCAACACAACAGCGCGUUGAUCCCAUAUAAAGUCACGCAUGAAGCCUCUUAUGGACUUGCGCAUGAGCAGGUAUAAGCGGCUCAUAUUAUUUAAGCUGAAGUACUUGUGCUUGAGUACUUACCGUCGCAACGUCCGUACAGCUCUUGUAGAGCAACUUUUCGUGUUCUUGUUAAGACACUCGAUAGGUACUCGAGGUUUAAUGUUGGUAGUUCGUUGGGGAGCCCGUAUGAUAUAGUAUGCUCGUAGCUCCACGAAUACAUUGUAGCACAGCUAUUUCAGGAUUGAAGCUCGAUCAGACGUUUCAUUUUGUUUCUAUAAACUCGCGCUGAGAAAUGAGCCUCUGAUUCGCUUGAGUUUGCGCAAAUCGAUACUUGGCUUUAGGCGACGUGUAUCAACGUUUCACUGCUGACGGUACCCAUACGUUAAUGCUAGCUAUUGAACGGUUUCUCAGUAUUACUAAUAUUAACUUGCAUAGACGUCACUGUUUGCCAUUGACUUUUACGUCUUUCGGUUGACUCCAGCAUUGGAAGCAUAUCUCAAGGUCACAGAUAUAGAAAUUGAAUAGCAAUAGUUUUAUAAAAUUGACUAUUUUGGUCAAAAUCAAAGCGACUGUGGCUUAUGGGGUCAUUAGGCUGCACGAUCGACUUAUCAUUCUUGUGCCGGUAUUGAUUCGAUAACUGGAUAGCGCAUAGUACAUUUUCUAUGUCAAUGCCUAAAGUAUAUGACGCGCUGUUAAAUGUUGCUCAACAUGUUGCGCGUUAUAUAUCAUCUAGAAAACAAAGUAAUCGUAAUACCAACAUUUGUGAUAUGUUCGUAAUUUUUGGCUGUUGUGCUUUUAACAUUGAUCUAAAAUUCAUAAAAAGUACCACAUAUAAAAUAGUACUGACUGCAAAUUAGUCGAUAAAGUGAAAAGGAAAUAGUAUAGUGUAGCUCUUGUCUAAUGCUUGAAGUAUAAAGGCUGGAUAUAAACGAAUUUUUUAUCGAUAAGGCGAUGGUCGCUGUGCUGUGUGCUUAGAAUGAGACAAAAAAAAGACUUCGUGUCGUUUAAUUGGAUUGGUUGAGACUAACACGUGACAGACGUUUUGGUCUCGAUCAAAGAUUAGAAUUAACGAUAUCAACAUGUCUUUCUUUGGAACAUUUUAAGAGACCUGUGUAGCUUUUCGUGUAAGUUCAUUUUAUUUUUAUUUAAAACAAAGUACUGAUAGUUUUUAAUAAAUAAAAUUCCGAUUAAUGAGUGUGUGUCACAAUAUCUGUCCAUUUAUUUUGUAUUGAAUAGACAGGCAAAAAAAUAGAUAUUUUCCGUUAUAUUUCUUAUUGCUGGGGUCUCCCAGUAAUUUUUUCCUAAUAAUUAGAGAUGUUCCGACUAGUCGGUAAAGCUAUCUAUCCGGCCACUUUCGUAGUCUGCUACUAGUCGGCGACUAUCGUGAUUCCUACUUUGUAUGUAUUUCUCAUUGAAAUGUAUACAGUGGAAAUAGUAUUUUUGCUAUUUUUCCCUGCCCACUAUGAAAAAAUAUCAUUUGGCAAUUGAUAAAAAAAAAUCCAUACAUGAGACUUUAUUUUUGACAUUUUAUUUUAAUUGAGCUAUUUUACUUUAAUCAACAAUAGUCUAUUUUUUACACAAAACCACUGCUCUGACCCGUACAAAACGAAGGAUCACGAAAAUUGCCGGAUACUCCCGAAACCGUGAUUGGCUUGGUCGACUAGUCGGCCGACUGGUCGGCUUCUCUACAGCCGAUUAAUCGACUAGUCGGUCAAAUUUAUAGUCGGCACAACAGAUUAUAUUUAAUGUACAGAUCAAUGGUACAGAUACAAAUAAUCUACGAUUAUAUUCUUUUUAAAUCUUAAUGUUUUUAAAAAUGAUUGUCAGUCUCCAUUAAACUUUUCUGCAUAGAUAACCCUUGCUGCGCCAUCUCAAAAAUCCACCUUAUAUGACUGUGGAAUGACAUGCCGGACGUCCUGUUAAUACGUGGUCUCAAGUUCCUCUUCCUCUCGCUCUCAAAUUACGGAUGUUAUGGAAGGAAAGCUUUGAGAGCCGUAUAAGCAAAAAGGGGAUUUUCGACUCUUACCAAUCCCGCUAUCAAAGCUGCUUUUCAAUUAGAAUGCCUAUAGUUGCAAAAUUACGAAUUCACCUCCGUAGACAGGAUAAGACUUGAGACUAUAUUCGAGUACAUAAUGGGUAAUGACAAUAGAUUCCCCCAACCGCAUAUUUUAGGACAGUACAAAGUGAUUGUUAAAAUCGACUCUAAGUUGGCUGCGAUUAAGGUUUUUGUUUGAUAUGGCGAUGAGAUUUUAUAAGGUCAUGGUUCAACGAACUUUGGGCCAUUAAGUAAUAUCUAGGUUGAUCCUAUAAGCGGUAGACGCAUACUAAUUUAAUCAAGGUUUAAAAUGGGGAGUCCACUAUAUUACAGUAAGAAAUAAAUGAAAAUAAAAUGAACUGUAUUAAUUAAGAUUGUUUUCUGAUUAUUUGUAUCGAGCCGCCUAGAUGACUAGACACAUGAUUUCAUUUUUAUUUCAUCUUAUGUAAUAGAUUACUGACGGUUUUAGUUGCAGACUUUUUUAUCUAUGGUGUGUUUUGAUUGGACUUAUCGUAAUUUUAUAUCAAUAUCGUGGAUCGGCGUUUUGUAAAUAUUCAUUGAAUGUGUUGAAGUUUGAUUAUGGUUGAAAACCUAAUACCGCCCCUUCUCUAUUUCCUUGGUAAUUUUCUGUUUAAAAGUAGAUGCGAUCACUUUUUGGAUAAGCCGUCGGUAGCUUAACAAUUACUUUUAAUAGUUUUUCUGCCUAGGUUUCGUUGUAUGAACGUGCCUAUACUGGAUAUAGCAAAUUGACAGACUAUAGUGCUUUAUAGUUGUGAUACGAAUUUGAGCAUUGAAAUUAUAAGUCGGACAAUUGCAUGAAUUAUAUUUUUCACACAGUCUCGGAAGAUAUACUUAUCUUGAGAUAAGUAUAUCUUCCGAUAGUGUCUAAAGUUACUACUUUAGACACUAUCGGACUGUACGAAAGCCAUGGGUUUAAUUCAGGGUUAACUUAACUCCAUAAUUUGUGGGGAAAAUUUAAAAUGAAAUAAAUGCACCUAAAACCGUCAGUAAUAUUGAAUAUGAUAUUAAGUAGAUAUUACGAAAGGAUUUUAUUCUUACUCAGAUAACUCGUCAACGGUCACGUCAUGGGCGUAGCCAGGGGAUUCAAAAUCCGGGGGUAUAGGGAUUCAAAAUCUCCCGAAAUAAAGUUUAUCAACUAACAAUUGAUUGGUUUUACUUUUUUAAAGCUGACAAUCUGUAUUUUUUUUUCAUCUUACUAUGAAUAUCAUGCAAUGCACAUUUUUGUUGUUUUAUUUUGUCACCUCCCUUCUCCCGAUACUAAAACUUGGCUAUGCCCGUGGGUCAUGUGACCUGUAUUUUGUACGAUGUAGCGAGAAAGCGUGUAUGAAUGAAUAACGGUGGAUAAAUGCGUACCUAUGA